Molecule: messenger RNA, 3277 nt
Organism: Diprion similis
Lineage: Eukaryota; Metazoa; Arthropoda; Insecta; Hymenoptera; Diprionidae
Gene: gammaCOP
Product: coatomer subunit gamma
Exons: 6
Coding region: 119-2749 (876 amino acids)
Biological process (GO): intra-Golgi vesicle-mediated transport; organelle transport along microtubule; endoplasmic reticulum to Golgi vesicle-mediated transport
Cellular component (GO): COPI vesicle coat; Golgi membrane; endoplasmic reticulum-Golgi intermediate compartment
Molecular function (GO): structural molecule activity
Source: RefSeq, a predicted model, not a curated record
ACCGGAGAGUAUUAGAUGACGCGGACUGUCGUUGCAAAACCACUAUGGCUGUUCGUGGCACUUAAUAAGGUGACGUGUCAUAACAAUUCUUACAGCAAGUUACCUGAACUGAAGAAAAAUGAACUCUUUUAAGCGUGAUAAAAAGGAAGAAGAAGAUGGAGGAGGUAACCCGUUUCAGAACAUGGAGAAGACAACCGUUCUGCAGGAAGCUCGGACGUUCAACGACACUCCAGUGAAUCCCCGAAAAUGUGCCCAUAUUCUUACAAAAAUACUUUACUUGAUAAAUCAGGGCGAACAGUUGGGAACAACCGAGGCCACUGAAGCUUUCUUUGCUAUGACAAAGCUGUUUCAGUCACGUGAUGUAAUUCUACGUCGGUUGGUUUACUUGGGCAUAAAAGAGCUCAGCCCUAUUGCGGAGGAUGUUAUCAUCGUCACAUCCAGUCUCACCAAAGACAUGACUGGCAAAGAAGAUCUGUACAGAGCUGCGGCAAUCCGGGCUCUGUGCACGAUCACCGAUGGUGCAAUGCUGCAAGCUAUUGAACGUUACAUGAAACAAGCGAUUGUUGAUCGAUCUCCCGCAGUUUCAAGCGCUGCUCUGGUGUCUUCACUUCACUUGACCAGUAUUUCUGGAGAUAUUGCAAGGCGGUGGGCCAAUGAGGCGCAGGAAGCUCUCAACUCUGAUAACGUGAUGGUUCAGUAUCAUGCUCUUGGAGUAUUAUAUCAGGCAAGAAAGACGGACAAACACGCCGUCACCAAGCUCGUCUCAAAGCUGACUAGAACAAGCUUGUCGAGUCCUUAUGCUGCUUGUAUGCUGAUUAGAAUGGCGUGUAAGUUACUUGAAGAGGAAGAUGGUAACGCCGAACUACUCGAUUUUGUCGCAUCAUGUCUGCGGCAUAAAUCAGAGAUGGUUGUGUACGAAGCUGCACAUGCUCUGGUCAACAUGGGCAAGAGCAGCACAAGGGAGCUUGCACCAGCUAUAAGCGUGUUACAGCUGUUUUGUGGCUCCCUAAAACCAGCGCUGAGAUUUGCUGCAGUUAGAACUUUGAACAAAGUAGCUAUGUCUCAUCCAGCUGCAGUAACUGCUUGCAACUUAGACUUAGAAAACUUAAUCGCUGAUCCUAACAGGUCUAUUGCUACCUUGGCCAUUACAACACUACUAAAAACUGGCGCUGAGAGUUCUGUUGACCGUCUGAUGAAGCAGAUUGCUACCUUUGUAUCUGAAAUUUCAGAUGAAUUCAAAGUUGUAGUUGUACAAGCCAUCAGAGCCCUAUGUCAGAAAUUUCCUCGAAAACAUGCCGUACUAAUGAACUUCUUGUCGGCGAUGCUUCGGGAUGAGGGAGGCUUGGAGUAUAAAGCAGCGAUUGCAGACACAAUAAUAGCAGUUAUGGAGGGUAACUCUGAAGCAAAGGAGGCUGGGCUUGCACAUCUUUGCGAGUUCAUUGAGGACUGUGAACACAUUUCCCUUGCAGUUCGCAUACUUCAUUUGCUUGGUCAAGAGGGUCCGACAUCCAAACAACCAUCUCGCUACAUUCGUUUCAUCUACAACCGUGUCAUUUUAGAAUGCGCAAGUGUACGCGCCGCCGCAGUAACAGCAUUGGCACGUUUCGCUGCUGCGUGCCCUCCACUUCUUCCUAAUAUACUUGUUUUGCUGUCACGCUGCCAAUUGGAUUCAGAUGACGAAGUUCGUGAUCGUGCUGCAUAUUAUUGUGCCAUUCUCCAGCAGCAGUUCGAUCCAACAACUCUUUCUCUAGUACAACCACCACUUCUCUCCAUUCCCAGUUUAGAGAGAGCAUUGAAUAAUUAUGUGUCUUCUCCCAUGGAAGAACCAUUCGAUAUUUCCCAGAUACCGCCGGCUCAGACAGUAGAGGAGCCUACGCAACCGGAAAUACUUGCAACUGCAAAACAACAACAAUCAAGAUUGUCCCGCGAAGAGACAUUUAUGGAAAAACUUGCACAAGUGCCGCAAUUGGCCCUUGUUAUUUCAAAGUCUCCACUUUUCAAAUCCUCUCCUGUUGUUGAGUUGACGGAGUCGGAAACUGAGUAUAACGUCAAAUGCGUCAAACACUCCUUUUCCAAUCAUCUCGUUCUCCAGUUCGAUUGCCUCAAUACUCUUUCUGACCAAUUACUUGAAGAUGUCAGAGUUGCUAUUGAGCCACCUGAAGGUUACAGAGUAGUGUACGAGAUUCCAUGUCUUCGAUUGGCAUACAACGAGCCCGGGACAACUUAUACAGUAUUGGAAUUCCCUGAGGAUGUUCACGCCAGUAUAGCUACCAUUCCAACAACUUUGCGAUUUAUGGCACGUGACUGUGAUCCAACAACAGGUGUUCCUGAUGCCGAGCAAGGAUAUCGCGAUGAGUACAUGCUUGAAGAUCUUGAGGUAACUCUAGCUGAUCAAAUGCGCGGAGUAGGAAAGCAAGGUGUUGAUUUUAAUGCUGCUUGGGAUGCUGGAGCAACCCGUGGAUUCUCUGAACUCGAAGAAACGUUUGCUUUGGGAGCAUCGGUGACUACCCUCGGGGGUGCAGUACAAAGUCUUGUUGGUUUCUUGGGUUUGGAAGCUGUCGAGAGAAGUCAUAGAGUAGCAACAGAUGCUGUUGGGCAUACUUUAUUGUUAGGGGGUAUAUUCAGAGGAGGAAAGGAGGUUUUGGCUCGCGCAAGAUUAGCUUUGGCUGAUAGCCAAGUCACAAUGCAGUUGUCAGUUAGAUCUUCCGAUCCGGAUGUGGCGGAACUUGUUACUUCCUCGGUAGGAUAAAUUGAACUCUAUUCUUAUAAAUAGUACCGGUUGACAAAAAAGUUGUGCUGCAGCAGUGUGACACGUAUUGUUGUUAUUUGCGAACUUAUUGUAAGUUUGUCAAGGCGGCUUAUACAAUUACAGUGCCACCUCGUUAUAACGCGGUUUACGGGGCUGUAGAGGAGAACCGCGAUAUCAACAAUCCUCUUACUUCGCGCUGCGCUGCUUCCAUAGGCCUGCCCACUACUUACUCAUGCACAGUAGUGUUACAUGGGUGGUGAGAGAAUAAGCUUUGAAGAAAAAUUUACCAACCGCGAUAUAUCGAGGUGGCACUCUAUCAGAAAUCUGUUAUUUAUGACAGUGGAAAUACUAUACAUAUACAACAUUGUCAGAUGAUUAAAAUCCGCUACUAUGUAAUUUGUGUACGUACGAGUAUAUUAUUGGAGCGAAAAGAAACCUUGUAUCAAUGUUAAAAAACGCUGUUUUUUUUGUAGAACAGGUACUGUCGUUGGUAAGAAAAUAAAUACAAGAAAUUAUAUUACGGUCAUA